Molecule: messenger RNA, 878 nt
Organism: Rubroshorea leprosula
Lineage: Eukaryota; Viridiplantae; Streptophyta; Magnoliopsida; Malvales; Dipterocarpaceae
Source: the annotation of a GenBank genome assembly
GAUUUUUCUUACUUUUAUAUCAUCUUUUCAAUAAAUAAGACUAUUGUGGGUUUGGUAUGAAUAGUAAGACAAGUUUCCUUGCCGUUCCAAAAAGGGCCAAACCAAACCCUACUACUUUUUUCUUCAGCUAAAAGUUUUGAUCAGAAAGAGGGCAUAUGCAUUCAUGGCCUCCUCCUCACAAAAAACCCCACCAGAAGAAGAAGAAAAGGAUAGAGACUGGCUGGAGCUAGGGUUGGGGUUUGGUGCUGCAUGUGGGAAACAACAACAUCAAGAAGAAGAAUGUGUUUUACCAAACCCAUUUCCAGUUCCAUCUGUAGUCUCUGUAUCUCCUUCCUCUUCACAACUUCAAGCUCAUCAAACAGAGCUAGGUUUAGGUUUACGUUUAGCGUUAGGACUAGGGUUAGAUAAUGAUGAUCAUAGGGAAAUAGAUCAUCAUAUGGCAGUACCAUUUAGUAAUCAUCAUAGGUUAUGGAAAAAUCAAGAUGAUCAUACUGAUCAUGAUCUAGCAUCAUGGCCUUCAGAUGGCAUUCCUGGCUUGCAUGAUGACUGGCAACUGCAGGUUCCCAAUUACCUCCAUGACAAUCACUCAACAUCAGGAAGAUGCAGACCCCACCCUGCAGGCCUUUGGUUCACCCUGCAGUCUUACACCAAUCAGAAGGGAGAAAAACUGCCUCAAAUUCCAAAGGCGUACAUUAGAGUGAAGGACGAGAACUUGACGGUUUUAAUGGUUAAAAAGUACCUGGUUACAAAGCUUGGUCUCUCCAACGAAGCUGAGAUCUCAGUGCAUGACAAGUUCUAUCAUUUCAUAAAGUUGUGCCAUCUGUAUGUUUGACCUUUUCUCCUUGGUCUUGCAUCUGUAAUGAAUUGUUAGGGUUUCA